UCUCCGAAGCAUCUGAAACUUUUUACGGUCCUUGGUGCAUAAAUUGCGGAUCUCUAGCACCGGAAAUUUGCUAAAAUCCGCGGUCAAGCUAUGACUAGUGCCGGUGGCGCUCCGUUUGACGACGAUGAAGACGAUUGGUUCAGCAAGGAUAUCGACGACUUUGUGGUCGAUGUGAAAAAGGAUCCCUCGGCUGAUCAACAUCAGCAGGAUGUUGAUGCGACCGCAAGCAAGCUACUGGAAUCGCUUAGGACCAAUCCGAAACAGUUUUUCGAUGACGCCAGCGGAAAUUACUUCGAUCCGUUUGUCGCUGCCACUGCAGGUGUAUCACAAGCGAAGUUCCACCUGCCGGAAGAGAAGAACGGUUACGUACAGAAGAUUCCGUUCUCGAAACUGCUGAAUUUGUCGGAGAAUGACAAUCGGGAGCUCCUAUUGGAUAUCUACAGCCAGAAAGAACAGUUUAUCAAGACGAUAACCCAAGAGAACUGCGGCGACGAGCUGAUGUUGGUGUCGAUGAAGAUCUUGAACAAGAUAGCCGCUUUACCGUUGUUCGAGAUUAAUGAGGAACUGUUUUUGGUGCUGGCCAAGGAUAGGAAUUUCUGGAACAAUUUGAUCAAGUUUUUCAAAAGAAGCACCAAUCAAAUGGAAGCAAGGAAGAAGAAAAGUAAGGGCAAGGUACAGGGUGUAAACGUAGUGGAUAUGCUUGGCGCGGUCGGGAAAGUUAUUGGGAACGUAAGGAAGAUUCUCGGCGAGCGAAAGCGGGUCAAUAGCUUCUUGGAGGAGCUUACCGUGGUGUUGACGAAAGCUAGCGUAAAAUUGGAUGCACUUGGACUGGGAGCAUCCGUUUCGGGUAAUAGUGUGAAGAACUUGAGUAUUUACCCAACUCUGGAGGAACUGCAAGGAUCGGCAAGCAAUCUCAAGCCAAACAUUGUGAGUGGGAAAUUUCCCUCCGUGGACCACUAUCUGGAGGUACAUCUGAGUCUUCUAAAGGAAGACUUUAUGACUCCACUUCGGGAUGGCAUUCAAGGGUUAAUAGCGCACAGCAAGAGUUCGACACCGGAUAAGCCCUAUUGCGGUGAUAAUAUCCGGGUCCAUCAGUGUGUCAAGUUGCUGCUUCCGGGAAGUGUGAACCGCCGUUCAGCCAAGGAGGAACUCGUGAUCGUCGAUUUGGAUCCAGAAGGACGUGUCACCGGAGGCAAGUCGAUGCGAUUUAGUAAGUGGGGUCAGCAAAAUUCCAAGCGAUUGAUGCACGGUUCGAUGGUUUGCUUCACAUCCGGUACGCAGUUUGACGAUCUGAUUGUGGCCAUCAUCAGUCAUCGCGAUAGUGAUCAGCUCUCCAAUGGUUACAUCUGCGUGGAAAUCAUCAAGGUGGAAAAUAUGAAAGACAUUUUCAACCGGGAAUUGUUGAUGAUUGAAAGUGAGAUAUUUUUCGAGCCGUACCAUCACGUGUAUAACGUGAUGAGGAACCUGAAGACAGACACGUUCCCUAUGAAGUCGUACAUUGUCGAUACACAAUCACAGCACCAGUACCCGGAUUAUAUCUCACGGGACCGCAAAGCCUUGUUUAGUCACAAGGGGCAGCUGUACAAUAUCAAAGUUCCAAGCGACUGGCCGGAGAGUGGAAGUCCGAUUGGGUUGGAUCCUUCACAGUACAAAGCGUUCAAGCUAGCAUUGACGCACAAGUUUGCUCUGAUUCAGGGCCCGGCAGGAACGGGCAAAACCUUUAUUGGACAUGAGAUUGUUCAAGCGCUGUUGGCCAACACGGAACACCAGAUCCUGUUGAUUUGUCUGACUAACCAUGCCUUGGACCAGUUUCUCAGUGGAGUGCUGAGGUUCAGCACCAGUAUAGUCCGUAUGGGAAGCCAGUCUAAACAUGCCCUGCUGGAUAGUUAUAACGUGAAGCAGCUGAACGAGGAUGUACUGAUCGACAAGCGACUGAGAACGUGCUACUACAACACCAAGCAGGAGUAUCUUAAACAGAUGGAGGAGUUCGAAAAGCUGCAGAAGGAAGGCAGCAGUGAGGAGAUUGUAAAGUGUUUGAAUCAACUCCAGCAAUCGUCGCGCCGAAUUCACGAGCUGAACCAGCUCUCCAACUAUGAAUUCGUCAAGAAUAUCCGCGUAGUCGGUAUGACAACGACUUUCGCUGCUCGUAAUCACACCCUUCUGCAGCUCCUUAAAUCUCCAAUCGUUCUGAUCGAAGAGGCAGCCGAAGUCCUGGAAUCGCACAUCGUUGCCUCGCUUACUCCGUGGACGGAGCACUGCAUCCUGAUCGGUGAUCACUUCCAACUUCGACCGACUACCAGCGUGUAUGCCCUAUCCAAGCAGUACAAGAUGGACAUCUCGCUGUUUGAACGAAUGAUCAACAAUCAGGUUAAUUCGGUGUGUCUCGACGUACAGCACCGGAUGCGCCCGGAAUUUGCCGAUUUGAUUCGACCGGUCAUCUACCGGGAGCUGACGGAUAGCGAUUCGGUCCGAGGUCGCCCGAAAGUGAAAGGGAUGAGGCAGAAUAUGUUCUUCUUCACGCACACCGUUCCGGAGGAUGGCGCGCGGGGUGAUGAAAAGUCCAAGAAGAACAGCUUCGAAUGCAAGUUUCUGCUGGGGUUGUGUGAAUAUCUCGUCGCACAGGGAUAUCGACCAGAGGAGAUCGUCAUACUGACGGCGUAUAGCGGUCAGAUGCUCCACUUGGUUCAGGAACGGAAAGGCCACGAAAAGCUUCACGGAAUUCGUAUCACCGUGGUGGACAACUAUCAGGGCGAGGAAGCCAAGAUCAUUUUGCUGUCGCUGGUUCGUAGCAGCGAGGCCGGAUCGAUCGGUUUCCUGGCGUUCCGCAAUCGGAUCUGCGUGGCUUUGUCUCGGGCGCAGGACGGUCUCUACAUGGUAGGCAACAUGGAUUUGCUGGCACGUUGCAGCAAGGUUUGGAAGAGUAUUAAGCAAAGACUGACGGAACAUUCGGCGAUUGGGGACACGCUGGAACUGAUGUGCGAGAAGCACUUGAAUCUUACUGAGAUCAAUCAACCGGAAGAAUUCGAAAAGGUCAGCUUCGGUGGCUGCCAGGACAUGUGUCGCGUGGUAAUGGAGUGCGGUCAUCCGUGCGAUAGCUUCUGCCACGGAACCAUGUAUCCUCACCGGAAAUGUCUGUGCAACCAGGAAGAGUUUACCGGUUACUACGGAUCCUGAACAAUCCCGACGGGGAACCAGCUGGAUCUUAAUCUAAAAUAUUAACAUAAAUCCGAUAUUUACAUUUCAGAGAUGCACAUAAGUAGAAUCAUGGAACACAUUUGAACAGGUACCUAUAAUCUAGACAGAUUUUUCAACCCAAACCCCUUGCAAUCAAAAGUAGGUCAACAAACUACCUAUUUUAAGAAAAUCAGUUAAUCAUCCCUACC
Molecule: messenger RNA, 3383 nt
Organism: Ochlerotatus camptorhynchus
Lineage: Eukaryota; Metazoa; Arthropoda; Insecta; Diptera; Culicidae
Product: NFX1-type zinc finger-containing protein 1
Exons: 6
Coding region: 91-3174 (1027 amino acids)
Biological process (GO): regulatory ncRNA-mediated heterochromatin formation
Cellular component (GO): nuclear RNA-directed RNA polymerase complex
Molecular function (GO): helicase activity
Source: RefSeq, a predicted model, not a curated record